AUCGACAUCGACCAUUUUGUCAUUUUACAAUUUUUGUCGCGUGUUUAGCUUUGUAUUUUAUUCGGUGUUAAGCUUUAUAGCUUUAAUUUUACCAAAAUAUCUCGAAACAGGUCAAACAUGUCGAGACAUAGAGAGUGGGAACUUUCUUGUAAAGUUUAUGUAGGCAAUCUUGGUUCAUCGGCUAGCAAACACGAAAUCGAAGCCGCAUUUGGCAAAUAUGGACCGUUGAGAAACGUUUGGGUAGCUCGAAGUCCCCCGGGAUUUGCAUUUGUAGAGUUCGAAGAUACUAGAGACGCCGAAGAUGCCGUUCGAGGUUUGGAUGGAACGCGUUGUUGUGGUACCAGAGUAAGAGUAGAGAUGUCAAAUGGACGCUCUAGACGAGGAGGUGGUGGUGGAAGAAGAGGACCUUCCCGAUAUUCAAGGUCUAGAUCCCCGAGACGUUCCAGAAGUCCGAGAUCUCGUUCUCGCAGCCGAGAUUCCAGAGGACGAUCAGAUUCAAGAGACAGACGUUAACUUUUAAGAUUUAUCAUUUAAUAUAUAAGUUGAAGAAGGAAAGAUUUUCUGGAUGAUAAGUAUAAUCUUGAUAUUUUACAGUUUUUACAUUGAUUUUUAUUUCUAAGUUUGUAUUUUGUCUAUAUUAGUCUCGUAUUUUGACUUCAUAAUCAAAUAAUAAAGAAAUUAGGUGUAA
This is a messenger RNA of Diabrotica balteata, 688 nucleotides long. The record is from the annotation of a GenBank genome assembly. NCBI's taxonomy places the organism in Eukaryota, Metazoa, Arthropoda, Insecta, Coleoptera, Chrysomelidae.